UUAUUUAUCUUUGUGUGUAUGGGUUUUGCCUGUAUGCCACUCUGUACUACGUGUGUGCCCCAUGCUCAAAGAGGACAGAAGAGGAUGUCAGAUUCUCUGGAACUGAUUUACAGAAACCAGAGCUGCUACACAGGUGCUGGGAAUUGAACCCAGCUCUUCCAGAAGAGCACCAAGUGCUGUCAACCACUGAGCCACCUCUCUGGUCCUCAUUUUAUUUAUUUUAGAGAGAGGGUCUCACUAUACAAUCUGAACUAGCCUAAAAGUUACUAUGUAGUUUGAGGGUAGCCUUAAACUUACCUUGAUCUUUCUGUAUGAGUCUCCCAAAGUGCUGGCAUUAUAGCUGUGAGGCAUUAUUCCUGGAUCAAAUAUUAUAAUUCGUGCUAUUGGAGGCCUAUGCCAUAAAACAGGGAUCCAAGAAUCGACACCUAAUUACCAAAAGUUGAGCUGGCAAGAUGACUCAGCCAGUAAAGGUACCAACCACCAAGCCUGACAACCUGAGUUCAAUCCUCAGGGCCCACGUGGUGGAGGGAGAGAACUGACUCCUGAAACUUGUCCUCUGAUGACUAUGGAAUCUUGUGCUCACACACUCUAAACAAAUGAAACUUUAAAAAAUUAAAUCUUGGGGUUGGGGAUUUAGCUCAGUGGUAGAGCCCUUGCUUAGCAAGCGCAAGGUCCUGGGUUCGUUCCUCAGCUCUGGAAAAAAAACAAAAAACAAAAAACAAACUUCAUUCACUUGGCCUUUUGUUUUUUAGUUUUGUUCAGACAUGAUGUUGAACACCUUUAAUCAAAGCACUCAGAAGGCAGAGACAGAUCUUUGUGAGUUCCAGUCUACAAAGUGAAUUGUAGGUCAGCUAGGACUACACAGUGAGACCUUGUCUCAAAAACACUCACAGCCAUCUGACUGCCUGUGCCUCUGCUGGCAUUAAAUAUGUGUACCACCACAUCUGGCUAUUCAUUUUGUAAUAUUUAUUUUAUGUGUGUGCCUGUGUGCUUGUAUGCUGAACUAGAAUUAUAGUUGAUUAUGAGCCACCUUGUGUGUGUCAGGAACUGAACUCAGGUCUUCUGCAAGAAAGACUACUCCUCUCAAUUUCUGAGCUCUCUCCAGCCCUCUUUAUUUAUUUCCAAGACAGAGUCUUACUUUGCAGGCCUGGUUGACCCAGACAUUUCUGUGCAGAUCAGGUUGGUCUUCAACUCACAGAGAUCUGACUGCCUCUGCUUCUAGAACGCUGGGAUUAAAGCUGUGUGCCACCAUGCCUGGCUCUACUUCCUAAAGACAGGGUCUCACUCCAAAGUCCAAACUGGCCUAAAAGUUACAAUGUAGCCCAGACUGGCUUCAAACUCACUUCACUUUCUCCGUCAGCCUCCUCAGUUCAAGGAUAACAGGCAGGAGUCAUCUUGCAUGUGUGUUGAGGGACACACUGAUGCUACUGGAGGCUUCUGUCAUAAGUGCUCAGGAAGUCUCACCUUCCAGGGUAGCCUUAGAUCAGUGGCUCAGGAAGGUUGGUUUGUCAAAGACCUAGCUCUCCCAUGGCUGGACAAAUCUGAGGAAUGAUUUAUAUCCUGGAUGCAAAUCAACUACUCCCUCACUGGUACCACAUGCUUAGCCCUCUCUCCCUGGUGGUUUCUUUUAGUAGCACUUUUCGGGGGUCUUCUUUGCCCCUCUUCCUCUCUUUCAACGAAUUGCUAGAAUACAAAUCUCACUUCUAAUGCUCCUGGGAAACUACAACCUGGCUCUUCCUAAUCCUUCGUCGACUGCCUGUUAAAUGUUUACUGUUCUACUGACGCCCUAGGCCCAGCUCUUACAUGUCCAAUGUCUGAUCGCCAAACUGCUUUGUGCAGUUCAAACUAUGACUCCAUCUCUAACAAGGACACCUCCUGUCUGUACAGCAGCUACUAACUACAGGUAACUGAGCUUGUUUUAUUUCUUUCUGAGUCAAGGUCUCACCAUAUAGCUCUGGCUGUCCUCAAACUCACUAUGCAGAACCCAUACAGAUGAGAUCGCCUGCAUGGGUCACCACACCAGGCUUAGACAGGUAUUUUAAUUAAAAACUUCAGUUCACUGAGCACACCAACCAAGCCUGUGACUAAGUGACUACAAUAUCAGACCAUUUCAAUCAUUUAAAAAAAAAAAACAAAAAACUUGAUUGAGUGCUGGGAAGUCACUCAGUGGCAAAAUAUCUAGUAUGUUCCAGGCCCUGGGUUUGAUCUUCAACUCCAACCCUGCCCCGCUUCAAAAAAAGAAAAAGAAAAGAAAAGAAAAAAAAAAAAAAAAAAAAAGAGCUGAACAUACCCAAACCCAUUUGCCCUUCUGCAUUCUUGAACCUGUCUAUCCUGGUCGAUGAAUAGGUAAGCCAGAGGGAGGGUGGGGGGAGGCAGGUAGACCACAGGAAAGGCAUCGCCUACAUUUGCCUCUUCCUUUAAAAUGGUAAGAGGGGGCUGGAGAGAUGGCUCAGUGGUUGGGAGCACUGACUGCUCUUCCAGAGGUCCUGAGUUCAAUUCCCAGCAACCAAAUGGUGGCUCACAACCAUCUGUGAUGGGAUCCAAUGCCCUCUUCUGCUGUGUCUGAAGGCAGCUACAGUGCACUUGUCUAUAAUAAAUGAAAAAAAAAUAAAUCUUAAAAAAAAUGGUAAGGAUGUGGAUAGAACUGUCGAUGAAGCCCUAAUCAAAGGUGAAACCUGAGCUGAUGCUAUUGUUCUGUUACAUCCUGGGCGAUUUAAAACCGGUUAAGCCACAGUCUGGAGAGACAGCUGGUAGUGGAGAGCACUUUGCAGAGGACCAUUUGCAUGCAGAUAAACCACUCCUAGGGAAAAAAAAAAUCUUUUAAAAACAAAAGACUGAGUACACCAGAACUUGUUUUGUUUUGUUUUCCUGAAACUUUCUAACUCCAUGGGAUCAGGAUGGCAAACAUCGUUAUGUGCAACAAGUUAUCUAUAUUCAUCAUCCAGCCACUCGCCUCUGGGUUCCAGGAUGGCACUUGAUCCAGUCACGUUAGUUGGCUCUGGAAAAUUUUUUUUUUUUUUCCGGAGCUGGGGACCGAACUCAGGGCCUCGAGAUUGCUAGGCAAGCGCUCUACCACUGAGCUAAAUCCCCAACCCAACUCUGGAAAUUUUUAAUUUUGAGACAUGGUUUUCUUUGUAUAGCUCUGGCCAUCCUGGAACUUUCUUUAUAUACCAGGGGGCCUCAAACUCAAAUAUCCACCUGCCUCAGCCUCCCAAGUGCUGGGAUUAAAGGCAUGGGUCACCAGUGCUGGCUUAAAUUUUUAAAAAUUAAUGUUAUUUUAGCUUACGUGCGUUAUGUAUGUGUCCCUGUUAAGGUCAUAAGAAAGCAUCAGAUCCCCUGGAACUGGAGUUACAGUCAGUUCUGAACCACCAUGUGGUUUCUGGGAGUUGAACCUGGUCCUCUGCAAGAGCUGCCAGGGCUCUUAAUCACUUAGUUUUCUUUCCAGAUGUGUAACUUAUUUAAAUUUUAUUACCAUUUUGUAUACAUGUGAGCGGUGUGUGUGUCACAAGUGUGUGUGCCAUGUUGGAAGUAAGAAGACAACUUUCCAACAUCCUUCUCUUUCCACAGUGGGUUCCGGGGAGUGAUGUCUGGUGAUCAGGCUUGCACAGCAAACACAUGCACUUUUACUCAAGAGGCAUCUCACUAGGCUAGUUCUGGGAAUUCUGUUGAAGCUCUCAGAAAAAGGGAUACUCCUUAAACUGAUUUUCUAAACCAUUAGGCCUUAAAUUUGAAUCUAUGGGAAACCUUCUUGCCGCACCAAGAGACUAGAGCCCCUCUGUGGGUGAAGGCAACCGCAGAGCAGAGUACAAUCACAGAUGACGAAGUGCAGACAGGUGGUAUCUUUUGGCUCCUGCCAACGAUACCAAUCUACUCUGGCCUUUUCAAUUAUUUAAGUUGUAGUGAAGCUGGAUCGAUGCGAGCCUGGAUUGCUAGAGGAUAUUUGUGUGCAAGGUCUCAGCAGCACUUUUUGUACAUUCAGUUCUUCAUCCCUCUAACUUGCCCUGAAGCCUCUCUUGAAUUCCAAGCUCUAUGUCCACGUACCUUCUGAUGCCCCUUAAACAUGCUCAAAACUAACCUUACUAUUGCUGCCCCAACAUUAGUUUCCGUCUAAGGUGGAGCCCUCCAGGACCACCUUGGCCCUUUCCUCUGAAAAACCCAAGGUCGUAAGUUCAGGCUCCGCCCGCUCACUCGGCCUCCCAAGGUCACCGCUACAUCACUCGCCAGCUCCCUGGGGGCGGUGUCCGUGUACCCCUCGAUGCAGGGCCAGGCGCUCUAGGCUGCAGCCAGCUCUUCAAAGAGCUUUAUCAUCUCGCUGAUUUCUCUUAGUGGGCGGCUACUCUCUCCGCUCAUGUGGCUUCUCUAUGGUUAACUUCUCGCCUUUGUCUCGAAUUUGCUUCGGAUGACGCUCGGCUGGGACCCAACGCCUUCCCUUAGCUGCCUCAGUGGUUCCUUUUAGGUACAACUGCAGAAGCCACAGGAAGCUCAGUGAGAUCUUCGUUGGCCUAGGUCCUGAAAGCUCGGCGCUGAGAACGAUGGCGGAAGUGAGUACGAAGGUGCCCUCCCUACUGCUCUUCUCUAUGGUCGUUUCCUUCCGCGUCGGGGAACCCGUCCUAGCGCCUGCGCAGAAGCGCGUGCUGGGAGCUCGUCGCGGAGGCGGGGGGCACAGGGAGCGGGAGCUGCGGCCGUCGCCGCCGCCGCCGCUGCCACCGCCGGAGCUAAGCGCGGGGACCGAGAUGCAGCUGUUGGCGCUCACCUCGAGUCUUCUGGCUGCUUUCCUAUUUGCUCCCUGCAGGCUCCCCCUGUCCUCCUCCUGGGGCACAUCAUGAAUGGUGCCCCUUCCCCAGAGGAUGGGGUUUUCCCUUCUCCACCAGCGCUGCCACCACCCCCUCCCCCAAGUUGGCAAGAGUUCUGUGAGUCCCAUGCGAGGGCUGCUGCCCUGGAUCUUGCUCGCCGUUUUCGCCUCUAUCUGGCCUCCCACCCACAAUAUGCAGAGCCGGGAGCAGAGGCUGCCUUUUCUGGCCGUUUUGCUGAGCUCUUCCUGCAGCACUUCGAAGCUGAGGUGGCUCGGGCCUCGGGCUCACUCUCCCCACCUGUCUUGGCUCCAUUGAGCCCUGGUGUGGAAAUCCCACCAUCACAUGACCUGUCCCUUGAGAGCUGCAGGGUGGGUGGGCCCCUGGCAGUGUUGGGCCCUUCUCGAUCUUCUGAGGACCUGGCUGGCCCCCUUCCUUCCUCAGUCUCUUCCUCUACAACGUCCUCAAAGCCGAAGCUCAAGAAACGCUUCUCCCUCCGCUCGGUGGGUCGUUCAGUCAGAGGUUCUGUCCGAGGCAUCCUGCAGUGGCGGGGGGCUGUUGAAUCUCCCUCCCAAGCUGGGCCUCUGGAGACCACAUCAGGUCCUCCAGUUCUAGGUGGAAACAGCAACUCCAACUCCUCUGGUGGUGCUGGGACAGUUGGUAGGGCAUUGGCCAACGAUGGCACAUCCCCUGGGGAGAGAUGGACUCAUCGCUUUGAGAGGCUAAGGCUAAGUCGUGGAGGGGGAACCUUGAGAGACGGAGCAGGAGUGAUACAGAGAGAAGAGCUGCUGAGUUUCAUGGGGGCUGAAGAGGCUGCCCCUGACCCAGCAGGAGUAGGUCGUGGAGGAGGGGCAGCUGGGCUGACCUCGGGAGGAGGAGGGCAGCCUCAGUGGCAGAAAUGUCGAUUACUGCUCCGGAGUGAAGGAGAAGGAGGAGGAGGAAGUCGCUUGGAGUUCUUUGUACCACCCAAGGCAUCCCGGCCCCGUCUUAGCAUUCCCUGUUCUACUAUUACUGAUGUCCGCACAGCCACAGCCCUGGAGAUGCCUGACAGGGAGAACACGUUUGUGGUUAAGGUAGAAGGCCCUUCAGAGUACAUCCUGGAGACAACUGAUGCACUUCAUGUGAAGGCCUGGGUGUCUGACAUCCAAGAGUGCCUAAGCCCAGGACCCUGCCCUGCUAUCAGCCCCCGUCCCAUGACCCUUCCCCUGGCCCCUGGGACCUCCUUCCUCACAAAGGAUAACACAGAGAGCCUGGAGUUGCCCUGCCUGAAUCAUUCAGAGAGUCUGCCUAGCCAGGAUCUUCUUCUGGGACCCAGCGAGAGUAACGACCGCCUGUCGCAGGGAGCUUAUGGAGGCCUCUCAGACCGGCCGUCAGCGUCCUUCUCCCCUAGUUCUGCCUCCAUUGCUGCUUCCCAUUUUGACUCAAUGGAACUGCUUCCUCCAGAGUUGCCCCCUCGGAUUCCCAUUGAGGAGGGGCCUCCAGCAGGGACAGUUCAUCCCCUCUCUACCCCGUACCCUCCCCUGGAUACUCCUGAAGCAGCCACAGGGUCAUUCCUCUUUCAAGGGGAGGCAGAGGGGGGUGAGGGGGACCAGCCCCUCUCAGGCUACCCUUGGUUCCACGGCAUGCUCUCUCGGCUCAAAGCUGCCCAGUUAGUGUUAGAAGGAGGUACCAGCUCCCAUGGUGUCUUCUUGGUACGCCAGAGUGAGACAAGACGUGGUGAAUAUGUCCUCACUUUCAACUUCCAGGGCAAGGCUAAGCACCUGCGUUUGUCACUAAAUGAGGAGGGUCAGUGCCGGGUCCAACAUCUGUGGUUCCAGUCCAUUUUCGAUAUGCUUGAGCACUUCCGGGUGCACCCCAUCCCUCUGGAGUCUGGAGGCUCCAGUGAUGUUGUCCUUGUCAGCUAUGUGCCCUCCCAGCGGCAGCAGGGUGAGCAGAGCAGGUCUCCAGGGGAGGAGGUGCCCGUGCACCCAAGAAGUGAGGCCGGGAGCAGGCUGGGAGCCAUGCAGGGGUGUGCGAGGGCGACCGAUGCUACCCCGAUGCCUCCUCCACCCUCCUGCCCUUCGGAGCGAGUGACUGUGUAACGGAGCACCUCCCGUGAUCCAACCCAGCCCUCUGAACCCCCUCCAUGGACAGAUCCCCCACAUCCUGGGGCAGAAGAGGCGUCGGGGGCGCCAGAAGUGGCGGCAGCCACAGCCGCAGCAGCCAAAGAGAGGCAAGAGAAGGAGAAAGCGGGCGGCGGAGGGGUCCAGGAAGAGCUGGUCCCCAUGGCUGAGCUGGUCCCCAUGGCUGAAUUGGAAGAGGCCAUAGCACCAGGCACUGAGGCUCAGGGUGGUGCUGGCUCUAGUGGGGACUUGGAGGUGUCCCUAAUGGUUCAGCUCCAGCAGUUACCACUAGGGGGCAACGGAGAAGAAGGGGGUCACCCCCGAGCCAUUAAUAACCAGUACUCAUUUGUCUGAGAUACCUGCCCACCCUCCAUUUUCCUGCUCCCAGCCUUAAGUUGUGAGACUGGGCUGGGUAAGAACACAGAGGAAAGUGGGAGUCCCCUCCCUACAUGCUUCCUGACCCUUGUCAGCCAAGGGUGUGUAUGUUGGUACAAGUAGAGGUUCAAGAGCCCUGUUAAGUCCCCAGUUACUACACUACAGGUGCCCUUGCCCCGAGGCCAAGGACUUGGGCUCCAUUACCUCCCUGAGGGGCUCUUAUGGUCAGCCCCAUCCCUGGGGGCUGUUUCCCCCACUAAUAACCCCCAACCCAAGCAAGGGUGAGGGGGAAGGGCUGUCAGUUAUAUUAAGGUUGUUGUUGUUGUUUUAAACAAAAUGGAAAAGCAUAAAUAAAUAAAGGGUUUAUCUCAGUUCCAUCACGA
Rattus norvegicus (Norway rat) is the source of this 7650-nucleotide messenger RNA. RefSeq names its product SH2B adaptor protein 1 (gene Sh2b1). Gene Ontology annotation, molecular function: signaling adaptor activity. The record is from RefSeq and is a predicted model, not a curated record. Lineage: Eukaryota; Metazoa; Chordata; Mammalia; Rodentia; Muridae. Gene Ontology annotation, biological process: cell surface receptor protein tyrosine kinase signaling pathway; signal transduction. Gene Ontology annotation, cellular component: nucleus; cytoplasm; membrane.